Messenger RNA from Cryptococcus wingfieldii CBS 7118, 1293 nucleotides. Its product is annotated as CMGC/MAPK protein kinase. The coding region runs from base 1 to 1293 and encodes 430 amino acids. The transcript has 10 exons. Gene Ontology annotation, molecular function: ATP binding; MAP kinase activity. Gene Ontology annotation, biological process: intracellular signal transduction; protein phosphorylation. Gene Ontology annotation, cellular component: cytoplasm; nucleus. Lineage: Eukaryota; Fungi; Basidiomycota; Tremellomycetes; Tremellales; Cryptococcaceae. The record is from RefSeq and is a predicted model, not a curated record.
AUGGAUAAUACACCCCGCCAGCUGUUCCAAACGCCCAACAACGUCUAUGUCCUCCAACAACCAUGGCAAUUCGUCAAGGAGCUCGGACAAGGCGCUUACGGCUGCGUCUCGUCCGCACGCAACUCGAUGACGGGCGAGACCUGUGCCGUCAAGAAAGUAACGAAUGUGUUUCAGAAAAAGAUCUUGACCAAGCGGUGUUUGAGAGAGUUGAGGUUGCUGCAUCACUUCAGAGGCCAUAAGAACAUCACCUGCUUGUACGACAUGGAUAUUGUCUUUGACCCUCCCGGAUCAGGCCAGUUUAGGGAAGUGUACUUGUAUGAAGAGCUGAUGGAGGCGGAUUUGCAUGCUAUUAUCCGAUCUGGCCAGCCUCUGUCCGACGCCCAUUUCCAAUCUUUCCUCUACCAAACCCUCUGUGGUCUCAAAUACAUCCACUCUGCCAACGUUCUCCACCGAGACUUGAAACCCGGAAACUUGCUGGUGAAUGCCGAUUGUGAACUCAAGAUUUGUGAUUUCGGAUUGGCGCGUGGGUUCCAGCCUGGUGCGGUUCAGACGGACCAGGGACAGGCAGGAUUCAUGACUGAAUACGUUGCGACGAGGUGGUACAGAGCCCCCGAAAUCAUGCUGAGCUUUGCCAACUACACAUCAAGCAUCGACAUGUGGUCUGUCGGCUGUAUCCUCGCCGAACUUCUUGGCGGCAAGCCCAUCUUCAAGGGCGAAGACUACGUCGACCAACUGAACAAGAUCCUCAACCUCCUCGGUACCCCCACCGAAGAUACUCUCCGCCGCGUCGGUUCCCCUCGUGCGCAAGAUUACAUCCGAAGCUUGCCCAUCAAGCCUAGGGUACGAUUCGAGACGCUUUACCCGACCGCGUCGCCUUUGGCGUUGGACCUGUUGGGCAAGUUGUUGACGUUUGACCCGGCGAAAAGGUUUGGGUGUCAAGAGGCUUUGGAGCACCCCUAUUUGGCGGUGUGGCACGACCCUACUGACGAGCCUUUGUGUGAAGUCCCAUUCGAUUUCUCCUUUGAAGAAGAAGACUCUGUCUCGGGUAUGCGUGACUUUAUCCUCAACGAAGUCCGAUCUUUCAGGCAUCUCGUCCGUCAGACUACCCCUCCUCCAGCGCGUCGUGAACAACACGAGAGCCACGAACUCCCUCCCGCCCCGGUUGCCAACCAACAUACAGGCGCGGGUGUUGGUCCGGCGUUCCAUGAGACGGCGAAUGAGGGGGCGGAUUCGGAGGAGCAUCCAGGAUCGGCUUUGGAGAAGCAGCUGGAGCAGGGCAAGUCUAGAUGGUGA